This is a messenger RNA of Mytilinidion resinicola, 438 nucleotides long. Its product is annotated as heterokaryon incompatibility. The record is from RefSeq and is a predicted model, not a curated record. NCBI's taxonomy places the organism in Eukaryota, Fungi, Ascomycota, Dothideomycetes, Mytilinidiales, Mytilinidiaceae. The annotation marks the transcript as partial. The transcript has a single exon.
UUGACAUCAAGUCCUUUCUACUAUGCUGCUUCAUACACAUGGGGAGUUCCUGGCAGCCUCCAAGAGAUAGAGCUCAAUGGCGUGGCCCAUUCCAUUCAAGCAAAUCUUUUCGACUUCUUACAACAGCUCCGUUUGGCGGAUGCAACUGUGACCCUCUGGGUUGAUGCUCUCUGCAUUAGUCAGAACGAUAAUUCGGAAAAGAGCAUCCAAGUCCCAUUGAUGGGUUUGAUCUACUCCAAUGCAAAGUCGGUAUUUGUCUGGCUUGGACCUCAAGCUGAUGGGAGCGAGGAAUAUUUUGAUUCUUUCAAUCAAGCCCCUUCAAAAUCACUCAAAAAGGUCGAUUCUGACGCCAGAAACCCUCGCUCAGCCGCCAUUGCAUUUCUCCAACGUCGCGAGUAUUGGACGCGAACAUGGAUCAUCCAAGAGCUUGUCCUUGCU